Molecule: messenger RNA, 354 nt
Organism: Aphanomyces astaci
Lineage: Eukaryota; Oomycota; Saprolegniomycetes; Saprolegniales; Verrucalvaceae
Exons: 2
Coding region: 1-354 (117 amino acids)
Source: RefSeq, a predicted model, not a curated record
AUGUCAGUCGGGAAUCAGUUGCGCUCAUCUCCUUCGCCAGGAUGUGAACUGCGCCGACAUCUACAUCAGCAAAACGACCGGCGUGACCUCUCGUACAACUGCGUCGCCCCCUGUGAUCACCACGAGCUCCUACCACUGCUGCCUCUACCACUGGAGGAACUGACAAUACUCGUUCCACCUCUGUGCGCCAACGACCCCCCCCCCACUGCUGUCCCUGUCACAAAUCAAGCAACCACGGCUGCCCCUGGUGACAAGUUUGACGGCAACCGCAACACGUGCUGCUGGUCUGGAAACCCCCUGCUCGUCCCGAACUCCAAAUCCGACUGUGCGUCGUUCUCUUCGUUUGUGUGGUAA